Molecule: messenger RNA, 1605 nt
Organism: Bufo gargarizans (Asiatic toad)
Lineage: Eukaryota; Metazoa; Chordata; Amphibia; Anura; Bufonidae
Gene: GLP1R
Product: glucagon like peptide 1 receptor
Exons: 8
Coding region: 269-799 (176 amino acids)
Biological process (GO): adenylate cyclase-activating G protein-coupled receptor signaling pathway; cell surface receptor signaling pathway
Cellular component (GO): plasma membrane
Molecular function (GO): peptide hormone binding; glucagon receptor activity
Source: RefSeq, a predicted model, not a curated record
GAGUCAAUGUAUGGAGUUAGUCAUCGCGCGGACGUAUAUCCAAGGACGUUACAGCUGAAGCUAGGAGGAAGCGAUUCAUCCGGGGCCUGCUCCAGGAUUUCCAGUGACCUGGAUGAAAACUGCCUUGCUUCCUGCUAUUGAUUUUUAGCUUUGGUUCUGUUCUUCCAAUAACUUUCUUCUUCUUUAUAUCUGAAUGCCUAUUCAUGACUCUGUCCUCUCUUCCUGAUGUUGUGAUGAUAAUAAUUUUUCAUCUUCUGAAGGGGUGCCUAUGCUGUUUGUCCUCCCGUGGGGUGUAGUCAAGUACCUCUAUGAAGAUGAUGGCUGCUGGACUCGGAAUUACAAUAUGAACUACUGGCUCAUCAUCCGCCUGCCUAUCCUCAUCGCCAUCGGGGUGAAUUUUGUCAUAUUCAUACGGGUAAUCUGUAUCAUCAUAUCAAAACUGCAGGCAAAUCUGAUGUGUAGAACGGACACUAAGUGCAGACUCGCAAAAUCCACGCUGACGCUGAUCCCGCUCCUGGGGACGCACGAGAUCAUCUUCGCCUUCAUCACUGAUGAACACGCCAAAGGGUCCUUACGGUACAUCAAGCUGUUCUUUGAACUCUCCUUCAGCUCCUUCCAGGGUCUGAUGGUGGCUGUACUGUACUGCUUCAUCAACAACGAGGUCCAGGCUGAGUUCCAGAGGAGAUGGGAGCGAUGGCGGCUGGAACAUGUACACAGUCAACGUGACAGCAGCAUGAAACCCAUCAAGUUCCCGGCCAACAGUCUGAGCAGUGGUGUGACCAUGGGCAGCAGUGUCUAACCGUCCUCCUCAUCAUCCAGCUGGACAUACAUUGCCCACUCAUGAACUGUGGAGUCACCAGAGGAAAUCUCACAAGCAGCGAGGUCCAUCAAGUGAAGACGUGUCCUCAAUUAUUUUUUCUAAAAAAGUCACAUUGACAUUUUGCUGCUUUCAGUCUCAGCGCUUCUGCCCUGCCGGUUCGUUGACCAACCACUAGUCAGUUCUCAAGAAAAGACCUGCGAGGCUGCAGGGAGAAGAAAAAUCUUGAGACUUGAGGUUGUGGCACAGAUAGCGGUUGUCACUCUUUAAAGGACAUGUUUACAUACAGGUAUUGCUGAAAUGUACUGCCACAACCAAUAAACGAGGCCUCUAAACGGCCUGGCGGGUCUAUGAGUUUCUUCAGGAAAACAUCUACGAGGUUCUUCUGGAAAGUAUUUCCAAGGUGUUCAGGAGAAAAUCUAUGAAGGUCUUCUAGAGACAAUCUUAAAAGGUCUUCAAGAGAACAUCUACUAUAGUGUUCUGGAGAACAUUUCCAAGGUCUUCAGGAUAAGAUAUGUGAGGGUCUUUAAAAGAACAUCUAUUAAGGUCUUCAGGAUAACAGCUCCAAGCUCUCCAGGAGAACCUCUAUUGGAGCCUUUAGGAGAACAUCUGUGAGGAUCCUCUUGAGAACAUCUAUGAGGGUCUUCAUGUUAAAGUGACAGUGCUUUAUUUUACUCUUUGAAUGUCUUCACCAGCACCUUCAUGGUCUUCAUGGGUGGUCUGAGUGCCUAUUAUCUCAAUACGUUGGAAGGGGAGGGAACACAUGAUUGCUUUUCAUUUUACUUGCA